Molecule: messenger RNA, 6657 nt
Organism: Magnolia sinica
Lineage: Eukaryota; Viridiplantae; Streptophyta; Magnoliopsida; Magnoliales; Magnoliaceae
Product: autophagy-related protein 2-like
Exons: 13
Biological process (GO): autophagosome assembly; piecemeal microautophagy of the nucleus; autophagy of mitochondrion
Cellular component (GO): extrinsic component of membrane; phagophore assembly site
Molecular function (GO): phosphatidylinositol-3-phosphate binding
Source: RefSeq, a predicted model, not a curated record
CAAGCUUUAACGAAACAGAAUCAAAUUCAUAAAAAGUCCUUCCAUCUUUUUGGUCGAGUCUCCUACCUUCCUUCCUGCCUUCUUUUCUAUCUCUUCACCCUCUCUCUCCAUGAAAACUCAAAGAUAAACUUCAAUCUCAAUCCAAAAAUUCCAUUCAAAUUCCGUUGGAACAUCGCCAAAUCGACGGAGGCGAUGUUCUCUCGAUGGGCCAUCAAACACGUCUGCAAAUUCCUCCUGAAGAAGAAAUUGGGGAAAUUCAUACUCGGCGAUCUCGACCUUGACCAUCUCGAUGUCCAGCUCAGCAAAGGCACGAUCCAGCUCACCGACCUUGCCCUUGACGUCGAUUAUAUUAACCAGAAGUUGGGUGUGGCGCCAGUCAUUGUAAAAGAAGGAUCUAUUGGUUCCCUAAUAGUUACAAUUCCAUGGAAGGUAAAAAGUUGUCAAAUUGAAGUGGAGGAACUUGAGCUUGUGCUGGCUCCGCGUGUGGGGAGCAAUUUACCAGCAGACACAGAUGAACUUUUGUUGGAUCGAGAUGGUAAAAAAUCUGUCAGUAAUGGCCUAGAAAAGGUUGAGUCUGAGAUGGACCAUGGCAGUGCUGCAUCUGUUUCUCCGGAUGUUCAUGAAGGGGUUAAGACAAUUGCCAAGAUGGUCAAAUGGUUGCUUACGAGCUUCCAUGUAAAAAUAAAAAAUUUAAUUUUUGCUUUUGAUCCAUGUUCAGAGAAGUAUGAGAAGAGAUCCAAGCCUCAAAGACUCCUGGUUCUUCGUAUUCCAGAAACAGAAUAUGGAACAUGCGUUUCCGAAGAAGCUAGCCCAAUUUCUGAUUCAGGAGCUGACAGCUUUCUGGGGAUGAGUAGAUUAACAACUUUUGUAAAGUUUCGAGGAGCCAUAAUUGACCUUCUUCAAAUGGAUAAUGUUGGCAAUCAGUCACCACAUACAACUGCUUCAGGAACAGCCUUCAAUGAGAAAUAUACUGGAAGCUUGCCUUCAGGUACAACUCCAAUUUUGACUGGGGAAAUUGGUGGAUUUUCAGGGAUGCUGAAAUUAAGUAUGCCUUGGAAAAAUGGUUCUUUAGACAUUCGCAAAGUGGAUGCAGAUGUUUCUAUUGAUCCUAUGCAAUUAAGGCUUCAGCCCAGCACCAUUAACUGGAUCAUAUGUUUAUGGGAAUGUCUCAAGAAUGCGGGCAUGGAUGAAUGUCCCAAGAAUGUGGGCAUGGAUGAAAGAAGCAAUUUGCAUCACAGGGCUACAGAUUCUGCUCUUCUCAAUUCUACAUCUUGCUACCAGUCUUUUACCCUAGCUACGGGUAGAGUGACACCAAGCAGUGAAAAGUUUUCAUCAGGCUUUUGCUCUCCAACUGGUCAAGAAACAGCAACAGAUGCUUUACUGCCAGGGACCCAUGUGAUUCCCCACUGGGUGCCAUUCUCCAUCAACAAGGAUCCAAAAGAUGGAACUGAAGCAGAAAACUAUGGGGCGAGCAUAGAUCAAUUUUUUGAAUGUUUUGAUGGAAUGAGGAGUUCCCAAUCUGCUUUAGGCACCAGUGGUAUAUGGAACUGGACUUCGUCUGUCUUCAGUGCAAUAACGGCUGCGUCAAGCCUUGCUUCUGGGUCUGUGCAUAUCUCCUCCAAGCAACAGCAUGUGGAAACAAACCUAAGGGCAACUGUUGUUGGGUUUUCAGUUGUUCUUUCAUUCUAUGAUGAACACCAGGAGCAGUCACAAGACUCAAAGGGUGGUAACAGAAAUAUCGGGGACCUUGAUGAAUUAAAAUAUGAGAGUUACUCAAUCAGCAAUACGGCUAUCCGAUCUCUAAAUGGGCUCAACCCUGGUUCUGCCAUGCCAACCUUUUCUUCUAUGAAUGUUGAGCAGUCAACCACAACCGAGUUUAUUUCAUUUGGUCAGAAUGUACAUUAUCUAGAAGCAAAAUUUUGGGACUUGGUUCUUACUUUGCAGGUCUGUCCUCAAAAAAUGAAGUUUGAAGCAAUGAUAAACUGCAUCGAGGUUGAUGACUGCUUUGACAAUGGAAACAAGGCUGUGGAUGUUGGCUUCUCGAACUGCGAGCACACUUCUCAAAGCCAGAUGCUUUUGGUCCAAAAUUUGCAGGCACAAGUUCAAGAUGCUUUGCCACCGUUUCCCUUUUCUGCUCAAGAUCCUGAUUCAGAACCAACAAAUGGAUCCAGUACUGCAGAAGAUCCUUUAUGCAAGUCCUCAACUGUGAUAGCACAGGGAGUUAAUAAUAGGACUGCUUGUAAGGCUGCGAUUGUCAAGGUUAAGUUGUUGAAAUCUCACAGUGAGCGUGGUUGUCAAGUUGCUGUCAAUACCACUUCUUUGGAUGAUGGGUCAAGAGCAUCAACUUCUUUUUCUGUAAAGCUGCCCCCAUUCAUCUUGUGGGUGAACUUUAAUCUGGUCAAUUUGCUGUUGGAUCUCUCUAAGAAGGUAGGGCAUUAUUCUGAAACAACCAACAGGAAUAAAGAUUUUAGGUCUGAAGUUUUCGGGAAGAAGCAUGAUUUUUCAUGUCACAGGGGCAUCAAAACAGGCACUUGUACUUGUGUCAAGAAUGUUUCUCCAAGUGGAAGUGUACAAGGAGACAUUGUUGUUUCCCGUACAAGGGUUGUAUUAUGUUUCCCUUAUGAGAGUCAUGGAGAUUUUAGACACUGCUCUUCCUGGGAGGAGUUUGUAUGCCUUGAUUUUUCUCCGUCUUCGAGUAUGAAACCAAUUCCACAUACAAGUUCUCAAAAGGGAUACUCUGAUACUCGUUCCAGUUCCAUUAAUUUGAACUUCGGAGAUCUUAACGUCUACUUAAUCACUUCUGACAGUAAAAGUGCAGGAAACAACUACAGUACCAUUGACCGCCGGACCUUUUCUGCUGAGAAAAUUCUUUCUGCUAUCCAAGAAACAGAUGAUUACUCCAUCAUUCGUAUGUCUUGGCAGGGGGGUCCUGUAACAGGGCCUUGGAUAAAAAGAAAAGCUUGGCAUCUUGCUACUUCACAAGAUUCAAGAAGCAGAAAUAAAGUGAUGGGAAAAGGUUAUGACUUUGCAUCUGUAACGACUGCAGAAGAUCUAUGGGAGACAAAUUCUUGCAUGCGACAGGAGAUGAUUCUGAGCUCUGCCUUUGUACUUCACAUCUGUCUUUCUCUUGUUUGGAUCCACCUUGGCAGUUCUGAAUAUAAAUUACUCGAUCGCCUUCUACAUCAGGUCUUGGAUGGCUUUGCACAUGUAGCUCAUGAUACAGAGGCAAGUCUAGAUGAUAGCGUUGAGAUAGAGCGGGCUUCCCCUGGUGAUGGCAAUUCGUCUCAGGUGUCAGUUCUUGUGGAAUGUGAUGCAGUAGAUCUUUUCAUUAGCUUGGAGAAGGGGGCAGAUAUUAAAUGCUUAAUUCAGAAGGAGCUCCCAGGUACAUGGGAUGUCUUAAGAUUGACAGUUGCGAAAUUUGGGUUGUUCUCUGUCUCAAGCAUCGGGGGCGUUAGUGGUGCCAAUUAUGUUUGGGUUAGCCAUGUUGAAGGUGAGUUGCGUGGUUGUCUCAGUGGGAUGGUCAAUGAGGCUUCUGUUGGUGGUCAAGAUCUUCUCCUGAUCUCAUGCAAGAACUCCACAAUGCGGCGAGGUGGUGGAGAAGGUACAAAUACAUUAUUGUCUGGUUCUGCUGGUACAAAUAUCAUACACAUGUGGGAUCCACAGUUGCUGCAGAGCUUCACAUCCAUAACUGUGAGAUGUGGCACAAUUAUUGCCCCAGGAGGUCGUUUGGAUUGGUUGAAUGAAAUAUGCCACUUUUUCAGCUUGCCUUCUCAUGUGAAUGAACAAGCUGGUGGCCAUAACGUGCACAAGGAAUCUUCUGAGGAUCAUGUGGCUUGUGCUUCUUCAUUCUUUCUUGACUUGGUGGAUAUUGCUCUGAGUUAUGAACCACACAUCACAAAUUCAGUGACCGAUGAUGGAGUUCUGGAAUUUGAAUGUGACAGUUCUGCUAAGCCUGUCGAAGAAUCUGGUGAACAAUGUGUUGCAUGUCUUCUAGCUGCAGCUUCAUUACAUCUUUCUAACAAAUCCUUGGCAAGUUCUACAUUCAAUGAAUUCAAAAUAAGACUACAAGAUAUUGGGCUUCUUAUUUCUGCCUCAUCUUGGUCAGACAAUGAUGAAGGUACCUACAGCGUGGAAUAUCUUCGCAAGAGUGGCUAUGUUAAAGUUGCUGGGGAGACACUUGUGGAAGCCAUUUUGAGAACAAAUUGUAAUAGUGGCCUGCUGUGGGAAUUAGAGUGUUCAGAAUGUCAUAUUCAUCUUGACACCUGCCAUGACACAACUGCUGGUCUUAUUCGUUUGGUUGGUCAACUUCAGCAGCUUUUUGCACCUGACAUAGAGGAGUCUGUUGCUCAUUUGCAGACUAGGUGGGAUACUGUUCAACAGGUGCAUGGACGUGAUUACACCACCGCAGUCCAGGUCGUUGACAGUUGUUCUGUCUCACCGAUUUUGUCAGGUCAAACCUCAAAUAGAGGUGUGGAAAGUAGAUCUAUGGUGGUUGGACUGAUGGAUGAGAUAUAUGAGGAUGCUUUUUACAGAAAUCAUACCUGUCCAUCUGGUUCUUGCGAAGUGCAGUCUCAUAUUGCAGUGGAGGGAUGUCUGCCUCGGCAAGUGCAUAACUUGAACAGCACUCCUACAUCUAGUGAUGCUUUCCCUCUAAAUUCUUUCAUGAGGCCAGUGUGUGGGGUAGCAUUGGAAAAAUUUCAGUCUUCGUCACCCGCAGAGGGAGCUUACUUACCAGAAUUCAUUGAAGGCUAUUGUACAACCGAGUUGCUUCCUCCGCCACAAUCAUCUGUGAACAUCCAUUCACUGAAUGAAGUUGAUUUAAAAUGCAAAUACCACAAUUCAGCUCGUGUUGAUUUAGAAAGUGGCAAGGGUGGAUGGUACAAGGACAGUUCAUUGCAAAUAAUAGAAAAUCACGUUUCAAAAGUGAGUGAGCAUGAUGCAGGGGAACAAAUACAUGAAGAAAGUGAGCUUCCUUCAGUCAGUUCAAUUACACCUGCUGAGUCAUGCAAACCAAGUGCACAGAUACUUCUGAAGAACAUCGAUGUGAGAUGGAGGAUGUAUGCUGGAUCUGACUGGCCUAACUCAAGGAAGAAGGUCCCACCUGCUCUAAAUACAGGUGGAAGGGACACCACAAUAUGUCUAGAGGUUGCAUUGUCUGGGAUGAACAUUCAGUAUGAUAUGUUUCCUGAUGGAGAAAUACAUGUGUCAAAUCUUUCACUAUCGGUCCAGGAUUUUAAUCUCUAUGACAGCAGUAGGGAUGCCCCUUGGAAGAUGGUUCUGGGCUAUUAUCAUUCAAAAGAUCAUCCUAGGGAAUCCUGUGCAAAAGCAUUUAAGUUGGAUUUGGAGGCUGUCAGACCAGAUCCACUGAUCCCCCUUGAAGAGUACAGGCUACGUGUUGCGUUUCUUCCUAUACGCUUACAUCUAGAUCAAAGCCAGCUUGAUUUUCUCAUCAGUUUCUUCGCAUGCAAGGAUUCAUCCAUUAAUCAGUCUCGGAAUCUUUCCAGUGAUCUGAGCGAGUCAAGGGUAUUGUCAACAAAGAAUUGCAUUCUAGGGAGGCAACCUAUUGCCCAAGAGGCAUUACUUCCCUUUUUCCAGGGAAUUGAGUUACAGCUCAAACAUGUUCAUGCAGUUGGUAUAUAUGGCUGGGGCAAUGUCUGUGAAACAAUAGUAGGGGAGUGGUUGGAAGACAUUUCACAUAAUCAGGUUCAUAAAUUAUUGAAAGGGCUUGCUCCUAUUCGAUCGCUGUUUGCAGUUGGUUCUGGUGCUGCCAAACUGGUUUCUUGGCCAGUUAAGAGCUACAGGAAAGAUCACAGGUUGCUCAAGGGGAUGCAAAGAGGUGCAGUUGCAUUCUUAAGAAGUAUCUCGAUUGAAGCAGUUGGGUUGGGGUUACAUUUGGCAGCAGGAGCUCAUAACAUCCUACACCAAACAGAAACUAUUCUCACAAGUAUUCCACCUUCUGUACCAUUGACUGUGAGAAGCGGAGGAAGGAUGAGCGUGAGAUCUAACCCGCCUAAAGAUGCGCAACAAGGGAUUAAGCAGGCCUAUGAGAGCCUCAGUGAAGGCCUAGGCAAGACAGCUUCUGCUCUGGUUGGGAAUCCCAUUAAGGCGUAUCAGCGUGGUGCCGGUGUUGGAUCAGCUCUGGCGAGUGCUGUCCGUGCAGCUCCUGCAGCCGCUAUAGCUCCUGCCUCUGCUGCUGCCCAGGCCUUUCACUGUGCCUUUCUUGGAGUAAGAAACAGCAUAGACCCUGAACAUAAGAAAGAAUCCAUGGAGAAAUAUCUGGGCCCCUCUCAACCUCGAGCUUGCAGAAAAUAGUGUUUCCAGUGUCCACUAUCAUCUUACAAUCUUAAUCCUCUCAACACUGACACUUACUGAAACAGCGUCCUCUGAAGCAGAUUGGAGGCAGAUCGGAAACUGACGAGUUAUUGCACUUGAACAGUCUGUAUUAUGUGUACAGUUAUUUGAACAGAUUCUUUACAAAUAUCGGAACAAGAUGGUGAGUCUGUAGAUAAUGUAAAUAGCAGUGCUCCCCAUCCCUGGUUUGUUCUGAUGGAGCCUUGUUGUUUUAAUAAUACGACAAAGCUCAUAUAAUAUAUAGGUUUUGUAAUAUGCCACUAAUCAUUUUUUAAUCCUCAAUUAUAGUGGUUUUCAUUUUUCUCA